Molecule: messenger RNA, 816 nt
Organism: Colletotrichum phormii
Lineage: Eukaryota; Fungi; Ascomycota; Sordariomycetes; Glomerellales; Glomerellaceae
Exons: 1
Coding region: 219-692 (157 amino acids)
Source: RefSeq, a predicted model, not a curated record
GGGCAGUGGCCGAAUGAAUGAUGAUCCUGGAGUAUGAGCCUGAAGCUUUCUGUCAUUUUCCGUCUUGUACGUUUCGGAUAUCUUUUGUUCUAUUAAAUCAGAGAAAUUCGCCAUGAAAGUACCUUAUGCGCCCCCUUUCCUAUGUGCAGGCUGGGGCGUUUCUGUCUUAGCUGUGUCCAGGUUUGGCCUCGAAAUGCGACUAUGGCGGCACAAGGGCGAUGAAUUGUGAUAGGCAGAUGGCCCUUCUCUUUCUUCUCCGGCACGGUUGCUGCAGACAACUUGUCCCAAAACACCUCGCUCGCCCACUUCGCAGCCGUGAACCCCUUCCUUCCAUCUGUCCUUGGCGGACGACGACGCGGGACGGUGUCUCCGUCUUUCAGGGCGUCACUGGGUGUCCUGCUAGGAGCAUGGUCCGUGUCAAGUUGACGCACGGCGUGGAAGGUAGUUUCGAGGAGACGGCCCAGGCCUUUCCGUUGGGUCUCGUGGGAAGCGGCGGCCGCCACCAAAGUCCGGAUCUUGCGUUCCUGUGUGGGACUGGAUGGCUUUUCGCAACGCUUGGUGUGCUUUCCUUAGGAUGGAAGGAGUUGGAGAGGCGGAUUGCGGUCCCGGAGAAGGUCUCUGAGGAGGUUCUCAACGAAGAAGGAGGAAGCCCAAAGAGCGAGGCGUGGGAGCCUACUGCCCGCAAAGCAUGAGGAGAGCCCUAGAACGGCGCAUGAGGGCCACUGACAGAUGCCCAACAUACCUAGUUACCUUAGGCACCGACCUUGGCGUCCGUGUAUGUGUCCAUCAAGACUUCUGACCAUGAUGAACCAGGCC